Petromyzon marinus (sea lamprey) is the source of this 3118-nucleotide messenger RNA. RefSeq names its product syntaxin-5-like. The record is from RefSeq and is a predicted model, not a curated record. Gene Ontology annotation, biological process: intracellular protein transport; endoplasmic reticulum to Golgi vesicle-mediated transport; vesicle fusion. Gene Ontology annotation, cellular component: Golgi membrane; endomembrane system; SNARE complex. Lineage: Eukaryota; Metazoa; Chordata; Hyperoartia; Petromyzontiformes; Petromyzontidae. Gene Ontology annotation, molecular function: SNAP receptor activity; SNARE binding.
CUCUUAGCCACCUGUUUGUUACACGAGGUAAAGGCGCAGCCCUGCAAUCGCUUUCUCACCACCACCAACUGCCGGCGGCGGAAGGGGGGCCUCCGAUUAAAGGCAGCUCUCGCUAAUGGCUGUACGAGUUCGGAGGGACACUAAAUGAGCCGUGAUGAAUGCCAGACGGAGACAUGGGCCCAGCAGUACCGAUCAGGGCAUCUACUUGGGGCCCAAGCAGAUGUUCUCGCACUCCGUCCCAGCGGCCUCCGUCCCAGGCACCUUUGACCCGGCCAGAUCAUCGCUGGAAUCGGUGCCCCCGCAGGCUGUACCCACGUCGCAGAGCCAGCUUGGCCCGCCGGCCAUGGGCGCGUCGUUGGGCCAGGACCGGACGUCGGAAUUCUUGGCAGCCUGCAAGUCCAUGCAGGGCAGACAUAACGGAGCUUAUGUUGACGGCCAGAACAACAGAACGUUAAGACAGAUGAGUGAAUUCAGCUUAAUGGCCAAGCGAAUUGGAAGGGACUUGAGCAACACAUUUGCCAAGCUGGAAAAACUGACGUUUUUGACGAAAAAUAUGUCACUUCAAGAUGACAAAUCUGGAGAGAUUGGGGAACUAACCUACAUCAUCAAACAGGACAUAAACAGCCUGAACAAGCAGAUAGCACAACUGCAGGCAUUCGUGAGGAGCCGCGGUGCUCAAAAUGGACGGCAUGCCCACUCUCACGCGAGCACGGUGGUCGUGGCACUGCAGUCUCGACUUGCUGGCAUGUCAAAUGAAUUCAAAUCGGUUCUGGAAGUUAGGACGGAGAGCUUGAGGCAGAUGCAGAGGAGGAAGGAGCAGUUUGCCCAGAGUUCCUCAAUGGGCGUUCCAUUCACGCAGGUGACAGGACAUGGCCUGGCUGCGACGCAGGACGACGGCUCGCUCGGGGGGCAAGUCUCUAUCGACAUGGACACGCAGAGGUCCCCACAGGCACAACUCUUGGCAAAGCAGGAGUCGUACUUACAGGAGCGAACAGAUGCUAUGAGUGCCAUUCAGUCGACCAUUGUGGAGCUGGGAUCCAUUUUCCAGCAGCUCGCCCACAUGGUCACUGAACAGGAGGAGACGAUACAACGAAUUGACUCGAGCAUAGAGGACACACAACUCAACGUGGAAGGCGCCCACACCGAGAUUCUCAAGUAUUUUCGCUCCGUUUCCUCCAACCGAUGGCUCAUGAUUAAGCUCUUCGCCGUCCUCAUCCUAAUUUUCAUCAUCGUCGCGAUGUUCUUGGGCUAGUGGGGGACCUCGCACGACUGUGUACCGCGAGCGGCGACUACGCCUCGGUGAAGAUUAAAAAAAAAACAGAUUCGCCUCGGCGUCCAGGAUGCUUCGUGGAACCACGUGCCUGUCUUUGCGAGUACCUGCGGACGAGCAAUAACGAAGCCACCAGCACAGACUUCAUCCCUGCGAUGGCAGGACACGUACGCAAUCGGUCGCGUCCGUGUUGCCAAGCCCUCGGCAACAAUGAACACAACUGCUUUUUGUGUUUAAGUUGCCCUUCCUCCACACCUCCGAUUAGGACGGUUGGCUAGGUAUUGUGCGAAAGAAGUUCAGCGUACAUACAACAGUCCCAUGCAUCCACUUCGUGCCGCUCUCAACGGUUUACGGAAGCAGGAUCGCGGAGGGCAGCUCACCAUGGAGGAUUAAAAAAUCUCCAGCAAGUUUUUAGUUGUGUGCCACCAUUAUAUUUGUAAUGUUGAUGCCUGCUCAAACUGCUGCACGUCUUGAUCAAUUACACAGGAAAUACUAACCCUUAGCUCUUCUUGCCUAUUGAUGUGUUCCACAAUGCAAAGGUGGUAGCUGUUGGUUCAUGCCCUAUUGUGGUUACACCUAUACAUUCAAGCUUCACGUCAGCACACCACAACAUCCAGGCUGGGCUGAGUAUCCACCGACUAAAAUAAAUACGUCGUUAAUUACUGGUUUAAAUGUGAACUGAAUAGAAUAGAUUUUUGGAUUAUCACGCUGUACUUACUGACUGCUAAUGUUGCAAUAAAAGAUGAAGAUCAUGCAUUACCACCCACCUGACUGUAAAAUUACUCCGUUACAUUCCACUAAAACCCCAUAGCUGCCCAUGCACCACACUGCCGUCAAUUGCAUUUAGUGAACCCCCCCCCCCCGAAGCAAUUAAUGCGUGCCAUUAAGCGCCGAUAAAAAGGACUGCACUGUUGGCUGCACUUGCGGGGCACUGAUGUCAUAAUCAGAAUCUCGAUUCAUCCUCAGCUGUGCCUCAGUUGCAUCAUUCAGAUUGUUCAGCUCUCCGUCAGACGCGAUGAUCCACUCCUGCCUUGUCCACACGUCAGUCAAUUGUCCCGAUUUAGCAUCGCCAUUCGAUUCGAGAAUCCAUAUUUUGUUGUUUCGUUUUUACAGUUUCUUGUUUGUUAGGUCGUAUCCGCUUCAUGAUUUCAAAUGUAAUAUUUGCAUAACAUUUAUGUGAAUGGUAAGUAAUCAAUUACAAUGCGCACUAUUUGAGGCAUAAAAUGUCAGCGCAGUAAUUUAUAGUUUUAUCGAUUUAUUGUAAAAAGCCUGCCCCGUAGUGUUUCAUCCUUAACUUUUGUUGUCAUUCCCAAGGACCAAGUAUUCUUGAAUAACUCAGUGAAAUAGUGUUUCACAGCUCACCGAGAUGGACUAAUAUUUGUGUCACUCUUGUGCAAGGCUUUGAAACACGAUGCAAGCUGCUAUUUGUCUUGUCAUGUAGUGGCAGUUGUUAGCUCACUGUUGUUGGCUACAUGUAUCCACCUAGGUAUUUUUUUAACAGUCGUUCAUUACUUGCACGAUAAAAUCAAAAGUAGGCGUCUUGGAAUGGACGCCACCUAUUAGACAUAAGGCCUAUGUAAUGUUUCGCGCCCUCUUGGUUUCAUGAACUGUCACAGAUAAGAGGUCAUUAUAUUUAAAAAUAAAUUAGAAUUUUUUACAUUGUGAUACAUUGCAGUGCCUUUAGUGCCUGCAGAGGUCACGUGAACAAAUCACACUCGUCAGGCACAUUGUAAAAUCAUGUUCUUACUGGCACCGUUAGAAUGCAGGGAUUGUGAGUGCAAUAAUACAUUGUAAUGAAACCGAAUGUUAAACCCAUUUAAGACAUUGUAUAAUAUAUUUUUUAAAUAA